This is a messenger RNA of Phytophthora infestans T30-4, 294 nucleotides long. RefSeq lists its product as uncharacterized. The record is from RefSeq and is a predicted model, not a curated record. Lineage: Eukaryota; Oomycota; Peronosporomycetes; Peronosporales; Peronosporaceae. The transcript has 2 exons. The coding region runs from base 1 to 294 and encodes 97 amino acids.
AUGAGCAUUUGCCGAAUCAUCGGCAACGUCAAAAUUAGCAAACAGGGCGUGCAGGCGACGGACUGGGUUAGUGUUGGCGGCCACAGUGGUCUUGAAGAUUUCUUUCUGACGCUUAAAGGAUUUGAGACCGCGAUCUUCUUGAAACUCUUUGCGCAUGCGUCGUUUGCCGCGAACCGGAGACGCAAGCUGCAUUCCAACAGUGACACGACCCAGUGUUUCGAUCUGAAUAGACAGAGCGCCGACGACUCGCGUAGCAUCUUCGUCGCUGGCUUCGUGCAGAAGUGGCCGGAGUGA